CUUAUCGAUAAACAAAUUUAAUUACGUAUGAAUUUAAUGUUUUUAUAAAUAUACAUGAGAAGACACUAUUCUUGUUUAGUCAUGUUUUAUUUUUUGUAUUGUUACAUACGCAACUCAUUUGUAUGCCUUGUAAAAUAAAUAUAAAUUAUUUAAUACAAAUAACACUAAACGUAAUUCAAACGUUAUUGUAUCGAUUAAUCGAAAGUGAAAUAUAUUUACACGUUAGAUGUAUAAAUAAUUGAUUGAAAAACCGUGAUAUGACAUUAAAUAAAAUACAAUGGUUAUUAUCGUUUGCUAUAUUUACGAUAAUUUUCACCAUUAUUCUUUGGGCUUCGAUAGAUCUUGGUCGAUAUACCAGCUUAGAUAAGGACGAAAAGGAAUCUGAUCUCAAGAAACAUUUAAAUAGUACAAUUAUUCCAUCGUUUUCCACAUAAUAUGGCGGAAGCUCGAUUUUAAUCCACGAUUCUAAUGCAUAUAGUAUUACAAGAAAGGAUUCUGUUUACAGGACUUCCGUUAAAGAAGAUCUCGUUCCCCAAUUAAAUUUGAUCGGUUCCUCGGAAACAACCAUUCAAAUCGAAGCCAAAAAAAAUUUGUGGAAAAAUUAUGCGAUUAGAUCGUCCACACCUAUCAUAUAUAUAAUGUAAAUAACGCACAGGAAAAGUAAAUGGAAAUAAGCAUCUGAUUUUCCUGCCGUCCAUGGGACAGAACUCUUCGACUAAUUUAUGUGAGGAAAUGCAUAUUGUUUUUUUUUUUUUUUCCAUACACAAAUUAUCUUAUUCUUUCUUUAAUGAUAAAAAAAAAGGGAAAAAAAGAGAGAACACUUUUCGAAUGAACGAAAAAGGGUUCCACUUAAUAGUCAAGUAUUUAUUUGACCGUUUGAGAAAGCGUCAAAUGAUUUACGAACGUAUUAUCAUUGGUAGAUUUCAAAUUACACAUAGAUCGACGAAAUAAUACACCCCCUCGAGUUAAGAUCAAGCAAGUAUCAAAAUACGAAGUAACGGAAUACGAAACUUGAUAAGCAAAAUGCAAAACAAAGAAGAAUUAGAUAGUAGAAGAAGGAUUAUUAUUUGAUGAGUAUAAAUUAAACGCGAAUAAGAGUUGCCUUUCAUUUAGUUGAGAUUCUAUUUUGAAAUUCGUUUCAUCUUGUUCUUAAGGAUAAUUUGUUUUUUUUUUUCUUUUUUUUCUUCUUUUCCUUGGUCCUUUUUUUCUCUCCUGUUGUGAAGAGAAAGAUAAGCAGUAAAACUCUUUGAAGAAAGAUAUAAAGAAAAUCAACACAAUGGACCGGUUAUAUGUUUGAGACUCUUUAUUAGUUCCAACAAAUUCUGUAAAAGCGCUUCACGCAGGAAACAGAAAAUAAAUGCAUUUCAAAAAAAGUUUUAGUGAGUGUGUGAGCGGUGAAUAUCGUCCUGGUGCUACUAUUAUAUGAUAGAUAUUUCCUUUCUUCCUUCUUUUAUUUGUCAUUAUUAUUAUUAGCAGUUUUUAUUUCAAAAAAGUUACUGUUCUAUAAUAUUCGUUUAAGUUAUACAAAUAAACGAACAUUAUUAUUUAUUAUUAUAAUUAUUAUUCUUUACGUUUUUUUGUGAAAAAUUAGUGUAGUUUAUUAUUGUUUUUAUACUAUUGGGGUUCCUUGACGAUGCACAACGACCUUAAAAUAUUUCGAUCGAAUAUAAACGUGUUUCUUAUUUAGAUUUAGAUUCAUAAAAUAUUGUAUUCUUAAACGAAUACGAUGAAUAGAGAUAAAUUUGGUAAUUUCGAAUUAAAAUUGUGCCUUGUAAACGCCGGUCUUUGUCGACGAGAGUUUCUUCAAAAGUUGAAACGUGAUUUGGAAAAAUUGAAUCUAUCAAGAAGAAAUGUACGGAAAGCUCUCUUGCAAUUGAUAAAUCAGGCAUACGUUGUUAUUAAUCCAUUAUCAAGGGAAAUAAUGCGCAAUUUCAAUACCGAAGAUAACAAAGAAAUUUUUGACGGUUACAACUAUAUGCUGUUGUUAGAUGGUGAUAAAUCUAAGCAAAAUGAUGGUAAGAAUAAAAAAGAUUUCGAUUAUUCAGAAAAUCAGGACAAAUAUUCUGACCUAAAAAAGAAAAAUUUGGACAUCGAUAAUAGUACAUUAGAAAUAGUAUCGAAAUCUCAACGUAACGUUAGCAAUAAUGCAUCUAAAUAUGCUAGUAAUGGGAGAAAAGAAUCUUUAGGUAAAUAUAAAAUGAAACGACAUCAUCUUAAAUCUGAUUAUAAAAAAUCGAAUAAUACAUUGAGCAGUAAAAAAGUAUCGAGGAAAAUGAAUUCAAACGACGAAAUCUCCUUUAGUAGUAAUAUUAUGUCUGCUAAAAUAGAUAGGAAAAAAUUAACAUCUAAUUCAGGAGCUUCCAAUGAAUUGUUGCACAAAAACAAAUAUCACGAUAAUCAAAGUAUUGAUUCUACAUCUAAAACCGUGGAAGCAGACUCCACUGUUUCAAAUUACGAACAAGAAAAUGAUUUGAAUGCAACUAAAGAGGCAAUUCAGAAGGAAAUACAAAAAUAUAUAUGUAAAGAAUAUAGACAAUAUAGGAAUAUUUUUAUUGACAAAAUUCAUAAGAAUUGCGAUAGUGUUUUUAUUAAUAAAAGCUGUACAAAUAUAUAUAAGAAAAAAAGAAGAAAGAUCCAGCAUAAAUUUCGUCAGAUUUUUGGUCCAUGUUCUCCAAUGAGCGAGGAAGAGGAAGAAGAAUUUAUUAUAAAUAUUUCCUUAAGAAAAAAGAAAGGAAAACUAUCUAAAGAAUCUUCUCGUUCACAAUUUAAUGAUAAGACAUUGAAUCUUUCUAAAAUACAAGAUACAACGUUUGAUUUAACAGCAAGUGACGAAGAUAUAGCUUGUAGGAAAACUCUUGAGAUUCCAAGUAUUCGAGUAAUGCACCAUGACACUGCGUCAUUAAAUGAUAAUGAUUUAACAUUAGUUAAAUUCAAUAAACAAAUUAUUGAACAAACUAUCUGUGAUGAAGACAUAAAAGUUGUAGAAACUGAGUCUUCUGAAGAUGAAACUAUUUUCGACUUUUCUAUGCUUUGUGAUAAUAGUAAACUAGAUAACAUCAUUAAAUUACCAGUAACCGAAAAGAAAGAUAGCGUAACACAAAAGUAUAUAAAAGAGUCUUUUAAUGUAAGAACAGAUACAGAUUCUAUUAAUUUCAGCUCUUCUAAUGGAUCUGCGAAUGAUACAAAUAUUAAAGUAUUACCUGAUUCUGCUAGUGAAAUAAAAACAUUAAGUGAAAGGAAUAGUGAUUCUAUUAGUUUACAUACCAAAACUCCAAUUUUAUAUUCUUUAAUAAGUAUGGAUGUUUUUGGGAAGAACGUAUUUAAAAAGUCUCAAAAUACUGAAAAUCAUUCUGAAACUUGCGAACCAAUUUCAAAAGCUGAUACAUCUAUUGAUGCACAAAAGAAAAAAGAAGAUGAUAAAAUAAUUACGGAUAUUAAGUUGAUAGAAUCUUGUAGAAAAAAUAUCAAUGGUAAUGAUGUGGAAAGAGUAAUUGAAGUAGAGCCUUACGUUGAAAAUUAUGCUGCUAAUAUUUUGAGGAAUCUUAAGAACUAUGAGGGAAACGUCAUAAAUAAUGAUACAACGAAAAGAUUUAAACAAAAUGUAAAUGAAGAUUUAAAUAAACUUUUACAAAUAAAUAUCAGUGAAAAUUUUAGAAUAAAAUCUAGUGGAAAUACUAUUAGUAUUCAAGAGAAUUUGAAAACACGUAAAAAUCACAAUACAGUAACUGAGGACAUUUGCAUUAGCGAUAUUACCAGUAUGGAGGAUCUAUUAAGCUCUGAUAAUUCUACAAAUAAAUAUAAAGAAAUAGUUGCAAAGGAAUCAAUAAAUAUCAAUCCAAAAUCACCAGUUGCUAUUUUGAUGGAAAAUAACGAUUCAUGUAGCACGUUAAACGAGAAUAAAAUAAUUAAUGAGACUUCACUUGAUCCCUCUUGUAAUGUUGUGCAACCAGAAUUAAUAAAACGGAAUAAAAUUAGGGUUCUUUCUAGUGCAGAAUUAGGCUCCAGAUGGUGUCCUUCUCCUGUAAAUACGCUUCCAACGACAUCCAUAACCGAAACUAAUGUUACACUAGAUGAAACUACAGUGCCUAUAAACGAUAAUAAUGUGAUAUCUAAGACUGGUAUUGAGCAAUUAACUAAGGAUAGCACAUUAAAUAAUAAGCCACAUAACUUAAAUUCUUAUUUACUGUCUAUAUAUAGACGUAUAAUAGGUUUACGCACAAUAUCAAAAAACUUUUUAAAUAAUUCUAAAAAUCCGCUUGCUACAGACAAGAAUGUUAAUGAUAUGCGAUUAAAUUCCCAUUCUUUUGUACUUCUUGAUGAAUUAUAUAAUUUAGGAAAUGAAUUGCAAUUAACUAAUUUACAUGAAAUUAUAGAAUAUGUAGUAUCUGAAAUUAAUGAUAAUUCGUUAUUACCUGAAUAUGAACCCAUAUCCUUAACAGAAAUUGUUCAAUAUAUAGCAGUACAUGAUAAAACCUACAGCAGUACAUAUAAACCUAGCUCUAGCGAUGCACUUAUAUCUAUCUCAAGUAACAUUACGUCUACCUCUGACAAUGCAUUUACACCUACUUCUAUUCCACCUGUUUCUAAUGUAACAAAUGCUAAUAAUAUGUCUACAACCUCAGUAAUACAAUUCUUUCCAAAUUUAAAGAAUCUAUUAAAGACGCAAGUUCAGUUAAAUAAUUUACCAAAGAAACAUGCGUAUAAUUCUAUUGCUCUAAACCAAAAUAGUGAAAGCAAUUUUAAUAAUUCAUCAACGUUAAUAAAAUCUAAUAAAUCAGUGCUUUACCCUAUGUUAAUGCCGUCAAUAAAUAAUAAUAUACAAGUAUUACAAGAUAAUAGAAUUAACAAUGUAUCUAUGCCAUAUUAUGAUCAACGUGUAUUGCCACAAAUAGCAUGCCAAUCAAUUAACAAACCACAAAGAAUCGAUAAUGCAAGAAGUACAUUUGAUUUGUCUUAUACUCAACAAAUGCAACAGGCACAACAACAAACACAACAACAAACACAACAUCGAUUCACAUUUUUAUGUAACAUGCCACAAAAACUACGUUUCCAAAAUGUACAACAAACUUCAUUACCUACUACAAUGCUUUCUAAACAAUUACCGACCUCGCAUUUUAAUCAUUCACAAAAUUUUCCUCAAAUAAUAUAUCCAACUUCAUAUGAUUUAUUACUCCAAAUAUGGGAUCAAAUAACAUUUUGUUACGAAGAAGAUUUGAUUAAUUGUAAGACGCACAAUAGUUUCGGUAAAUACACCUGUAUCUUGGAAAUAUUUCAAAAAACGUGGAGGGACAAAAUGUGCAAUUUUAUUGUGUAUAAAUCACAAAAGAAUGAAUCUUUCAUACUUAAAAGUAAACAAGGAAAGUAUUUACAUAAGACAGCAAUAAUAGAAAAACAGAGGAAAGAAUGGCAACUGAAUUUGCAAGAAAAUGAAUAUCAAAACCAAUUAAAUGCAAUGAAAAUUAUGAAUCAAAAUAUAAUAAGUUUAAAUACUGCACCACUUAAAAAUUUAGAAUCACAAGCAGGAACGACACAACAUAAACAGACAAAGAAAUCAGAUAAUGUAAUACAAAGAAAACGAACUGAAUCGCGUAAAUUAAAAAGUUUUGCACAACAACUUAUUGAUAGCACCACGUCAUCAGAUAUUUUGCAAGAUAAUACAAAUUCAUUACCUGUUGAACUAAACAAUACUAAAAAUGUAAAUAAAUUACCUUUAGUUAGAAAGAAAUAUAAAAAAACUACAAAUGUAGAAGAACCUUCUACAAGUUUAGGAAAUAAAACUGAAAAUGAACUAAACAUUAAUUUCAUAACUUCUACUUUAAAAAAUAAAGAUAAAACGAAUCAAGAAGAAAGCGCCCAAAUUGCUCCAAUACAUAUGAAAGAAGUUUCAUUGCUUGAAGAGAGAACUGAAGAUAAUAUUGAUUCUCAGCGAUGUGAUUCAAAGGAAAGUGUUACAAUUAUACCUGCACCAUAUAUAGUAGAUGUACGAACCAUAUCUCAGAAUGUAUUCAAUGAAAUAGAAGAAGUUUCAGCUUGUUUUUCGAAUGACACUCAAUUGUCUACUGACGACAACAUUCAACAAAAUGAAAUUCAAAUAAAAAUUCAGUUACCAGAAAAUAUUAUUUGUUUAAAUUGUCCUAAUAUAAGUACAGUUGUCUGCGAAGUUUGUUUAGAUGCUCAUUAUUGUUCUAAAGAAUGUGCAGCAUCGUAUUGGGUAGAAAAACAUUACAAAUAUUGUACGCCACAUCGUUCAAAAGAAUCCAAAGAAAAAGUUUAA
This is a messenger RNA of Polistes canadensis, 6274 nucleotides long. RefSeq lists its product as uncharacterized. Lineage: Eukaryota; Metazoa; Arthropoda; Insecta; Hymenoptera; Vespidae. The record is from RefSeq and is a predicted model, not a curated record. Bases 1727 to 6274 code for a protein of 1515 amino acids. The transcript is spliced from 7 exons.